Molecule: messenger RNA, 2541 nt
Organism: Syngnathus acus (greater pipefish)
Lineage: Eukaryota; Metazoa; Chordata; Actinopteri; Syngnathiformes; Syngnathidae
Gene: nr2e1
Product: nuclear receptor subfamily 2, group E, member 1
Exons: 9
Coding region: 475-1671 (398 amino acids)
Biological process (GO): cell differentiation; negative regulation of transcription by RNA polymerase II; anatomical structure development
Molecular function (GO): RNA polymerase II cis-regulatory region sequence-specific DNA binding; zinc ion binding; nuclear receptor activity
Source: RefSeq, a predicted model, not a curated record
CCCUCCAGCCUCCCUCCUGACACUUGUGCUAAAUAUUAGCAGGCUUGAUUUAUUCGGGCCAAGUAGCAGCACAAAGUCACACCUGCGGCCACGACUCAACACACAAAUCUCAGUUUGGUGCCUCUACUGAAAAAACAAAAAAGAAAAGGAAAAAAAAAGAAAAGCAAAAACAUUUGGGGUUUGUUUGCUUUUUGCCCUCUUUAUCCGGCCUCCUUCAGCUCCAACUUGACGCCUGUUGCGCAUCGACCGCAGCCGCCGACAGGUCACCAUCGCCGGGCUGCCAAAGGCUGCAAGUCGGUCCGGUUCGCCGGUUGACCAAAAGGGACGAUGCGUCGCCGCGCGAGCUGAGCGUGGACUCGUUAGGUUUGGCGGGGCGACGGAAAGAAACGAAAGCGAGAUCAAGAUUUAUCACUUUUUUUAGACUAUUUUUUUUUAAGAGACGGUUUUUCCAGCUUCAACCUUCAGCAUUUUUCCAUGAUGAGCAAACCUGCCGGCUCAACAAGUGGCUGUUUGGAUAUUCUCAAUGUCAAGUCAAGUCGCAUUUUGGACAUCCCGUGCAAAGUGUGCGGAGACCGCAGUUCGGGCAAGCACUACGGCGUCUACGCCUGCGACGGCUGCUCGGGCUUCUUCAAAAGGAGCAUUCGCCGAAAUAGAACUUACGUGUGCAAGUCUGGCUCUCAGGGUGGGUGUCCUGUAGACAAAACUCACAGAAACCAAUGCCGAGCAUGCCGCUUGAAAAAGUGCCUGGAAGUCAACAUGAAUAAAGACGCCGUCCAACACGAGAGGGGACCCCGAACGUCCACCAUCCGAAAACAGGUGGCCCUGUAUUUCCGAGGUCAUAAAGAGGUCAAUGGGUCGUCUACGCAUUUCCCAGGCGCUUCCCUGCCGGGGCCCCCCUUCUUCACCACAGUCACACAACUGGAGCCUCACAAUUUGGAUAUGAGUACGGUGGCUAGCACACCAGAGAGGCAGGCCAUCGUGGGCCUGGCACAGCCAACCCCAAAGUACCCCCACGAAGUCAGCGCCACCCCCAUGUACCUGUACGAGGUGGCCACGGAGUCGGUCUGCGAGUCAGCCGCCCGCCUCCUUUUCAUGAGCAUCAAGUGGGCCAAAAGUGUGCCGGCCUUUUCCACGCUGCCCUUAUCUGACCAGUUGAUUCUGUUGGAAGACGCAUGGAGGGAAUUAUUUGUCCUGGGCAUCGCGCAGUGGGCUAUCCCCGUGGACUCUACGACUUUACUUGCCGUUUCUGCAGGGAUGAACGGCGAAAACACGGAAUCCCAGCGGAUGAACAAGAUCAUGUCCGAGAUCCAAGCGCUUCAAGAGGUGGUCACCAGGUUCCGACAAAUGCGGCUGGACGCAACAGAGUUCGCCUGUUUGAAAUGUAUCGUGACGUUCAAAGCCGUCCCAACACAGGGGGGUGGAGAGUUGAGGAAUUUCCGCAACGCCAGUGCCAUCGCUGCGCUACAGGAUGAGGCACAGCUUACGCUCAACAGCUACAUACACACCAGGUACCCAACUCAACCGUGUCGUUUCGGCAAGCUACUGCUGCUCCUGCCUUCCUUGCGCUCCGUCAGCCCGUCCACCAUCGAGGAGGUUUUCUUCAAGAAGACCAUCGGCAACGUGCCCAUUACCAGGCUUCUGUCCGACAUGUACAAAUCCAGCGACAUAUGACCUCACCAGUCAACCCGCCUGCUUGGAAAAAAAAAAGAAAAAAGAAAAAAAAAAAAAAAGACUUGAACACGAGGGGUGGGGGGGGCAACCCCUUCUCAAGACUCACCUAGCAGGCUGCAGAGUUAGCAGAAGCAACAUCUGUAUGAAAGAAAACACAGCCAAAAAACCAGUUCAUCAAGUAGCCUGUUAACAGUGGCUCUAGUUAAAGGAUUAGUGUAACCGCCCUGAUAGAUUUACCUUUAAAGAAGCAGUGGACUGGACAGAGGAAAGCUAUUCAUGUAUAAAUACAGAUGACUGAAAACUCUGGGGAGCAGCUGCCAAGUGACAUAACAAAGACAUGUUCUAUAUGAAAAUAACUGCAAGUGUCUGGGAGACCAAUGAGCUUGACGACCAAUUUAAUAUUUUAUUGCUGUGUUCAAUCCUAUUGGAAGACUACCCCCUCUCUCUCUCGAAAAAAAAAGACCCACGGGCGAUGUCAUUUAUAUUAACCCCCCCCCCCCCCUUCUCAUCUAGUGUUGAAAUCAAACCCAUGCGGCAAUACAGAGGAAAUGACUAUUGUGGGAAAGGGGGGGGGGGGUCCCCUCAAUGGACAUGCAACUACAGAUUGAGUUUGUAUUUAAGUGUUUGUAUCCAGGUGCAACAUUGAAAUGUUUAGGUCAACAAAAACGUUAGACAUGGAUUUAAAAAACCAAUAUUCAGCACUUGGGGAGCCGUUUGGUGGAAUAAUAUGGUGGUUUUAUUCCAUUGUAAAAACGUGGGAGUUAUAACUACUUGGAAGAGGUGAAACCAUUUGAAUAAAAGGACAGUGAAUUAAAUUUUUCCUAAAUGGUAUUAAUUUAAAAAGUAAUCUAGUGUGCUGCCACUUUUUUU